CGCUGGGUUAACCCCUCAAGGAAACGAAAAUAAUAAAUAACAAAAUAGUUUAGUUGAUAGAUAUGCAAGAACAGAGCUUUGUCAAAUACUUGCCUACAACUACAACUUAGGCGUUUCGUCAAAACCAAAAUUCUGACAAAACAAUUUAGGUUAGGUUUAAAUUUGCUAAAAUGGACGUAAUUAUUGAGUUUCUAAAUCCUGACAUUCGCUCCGACUUUCUCGAACUUUCGAAAAGUUCGGACGAAAGAAGCGAGAAAUCUAUUUCGACUUUAAAUUCUCUCCUUCGCAAAUCAUUAAUGGAAUCAGUCAAGCAAAAAUCGAAACAAAAACUAGUCGAAAUCGAAACAGUCGAGAGAGGUUUUGACAGAGAAAAGGCGUCUGCAAUUUUGGAGUUCCUUAAAAUCAAGUUCGACAGUUUAGCUUCAGUUUUGCACUCGGAUGACCUCGUGACGAGCUUAGUACACGACGCAGUUCGGAAUUUGUACGACUGGGGAAAAAGUGUUUCCAAAGAGGAGUUAAUUGAGAAAAACAAAAUUUUGUCUGCACAAACGAAAACAAUUCAGGAGCACCAAGCCAGAACAAAGAAAAAAGGAAAAAACGAAGUUCAAGUUCGGAAAACAACAAGUUCAGUGGCGACUAAAAGCAAGUCGUCUGAUUCGACCGGAGUUGAAAAUCUCUCUGAAAUUUUAAUCAACCAGCUGAAAAUAUUCAAAGUUCACACAGGUCAAUAUGUCAAAGGUCAGCUAAUAGGUCAUCCAUGUGUGACUACAGGGGUCACUCACUUGAUGCAGGACAAGAAUGGCUCAGUCACAAUUUUGGGAAUCUACAAUUUAAUGAGCGUUCAAAAAAACGAAGAGUUCGAGGAGAUAUACCCGGUCAAAUCAUGGAUUCUCGUAAAAGAACCCUUCUUCAAGAUAUUUGACAGUGGGGACAAGGGAAUCCGCAUUGAUGAUCCACGCGACAUUUUGCUCUGUACGGAAGAGCUAGAAAGAAGACUCACACCGACUAAAAAGAGUGUAACGGAAGAUUCUGUUCAUUCCGAGGAAACUGUCAAAGCGCUGUCGGAGAGGCUAGCGCCAUUUAGAACGAAAGGAAACCAGCUAUUUGUUCAGAAGAAGUUCGAGCUGGCACUAGCGGCCUAUUGGGAGGGAAUCAUAAUGGCUCAAGCUCAACUGCAUCUUGGAUUCAAAGCAGGGGUCAAACAAAGAGGUCACAAGAGCAGUAAUAACGAGAAAACUGUCAGUAAGACAGCUGACGAUGACGAUGAGUUCGCGCAGCUUCUCAAAGCAGCAGGUCUGCUUCAGUGGGAAGUGGAAAAGGAUGUUGACGUCACACAUUUGAGUUCUAGGCUAUCAAAACUGACCGAACUUGGACUCCUCUGCAGUAACAUCUCAAUCUGUCUGAAGGAACUCAACUGCCAUCACAAAGCUGCCAUUUUUGCUAGACUGGUUCAGUUUUUCGACGUCUCUCCAAACAUAAAACACAAGAGUCUAUUCCGCUACUGGCAAUGCCAACUUGUUUCUGGGCAUCUGAAAUCACUGGGAUCUGGGACUUGGAACCAUCUCAAGGACGUUCUUUCAAAACAUGAAAUUGCGAGUUUGAAGUUGCUCGAGGCACAGGCGUCUUCAGGGACGUAUGAUUGGGACAAAAUAGUGGAACAAUAUCUGAAUGGAGAAAACCAGCACUAUGAAGUGGCCGAUUUCAUUGGCAAUGUGGAAUUCAGAGAGAUUCAAGGAAAAGGUCUGGGUACACUUGCUACGAAAGAUAUUGAAAAAGGAGAGCUCGUCAUGGCAUCGAAAGCUCUACAACAGACUGAGCGGAAUCUAGACCAGAUACUCACCGACACAGUAGCUCCCGAACUCAUCCUGAGUGGACCCCAGUCGAAGUUGGUCAGAGACAUCAAAAUCAAAGCAAAAGAAGACUUCUCUCUAAAUGCGAAAUUGAGGGGAUUGUACGCAGGGUCAAAAUUCAACAGGAUUCCGACUCGAGAUAUGAUUGAGAUGACUCAGUCUCAGAAUGUUCAGAAGCUUCAAGAAGAGCUCUCAGCUGAACAAAUUGGCUACGCUGUCAAGUUCAACGCUUUUGGAAGCAACUCGGGGACAUUCGUCAAGCAUAAAAACGGACAACUGCCACCUAACACUUUAUCCAACUCCACAUUCGCCGGACUGUGGUUCGAACCCUCCUUCUUCAACCACGACGACAACCCUAAUGUAUGCUGGGCGGUGAUGGGGAACCUUCUUGUGGCGAGGGCUGCAACAAAGAUCAAAGCUGGGGAAGAACUGACCAUUACAUAUAGCUGUGAGCUGCGUAUCACCGAGAGAAAAAACACAUUGAAAGAUUACGGCUUUAAUUACGAUCUCAUCUACGAAAACAAACAAAAACUGGAGCUCCUGACUCAAAAAUCGGAAGCAGUUUCAGAACUGAUACUGCAGUCACAGAACACUAAGAAUGAACAACACAGAGUUGAUCUGCUGAAUCGAGCUAUAAAAUUAAACAACUCUGUUAUUAGAGAUCAUUAUUCACGAAUUUCUGAUUUGCAACCACUAGUGAUGGGUUUUCUGUAUGACCAAAUGCAGUUGUAUUUGGCAACUAAACACGAACGAAAAGCGAAAGAGACUGCAAUAAAAAUACUGGAUUUUUUUCCAUGUUACGUUAACGAAGAUUUGCUGCAGACUAUUUUGACCUCCUUCAGCUUGAGUUUGAAUCCAGAAUUGCUGGAAUCACUCCAAAAGUGUGUCAAGCUCAUUUAUGGAACUAAUAAUAUAUCACUGUUUUAUUAACCCUGUUUGAAGUCAAUUAAUCACCGAGUUGUAUCAGUUAAU
This is a messenger RNA of Symsagittifera roscoffensis, 2822 nucleotides long. RefSeq lists its product as uncharacterized. The coding region runs from base 171 to 2780 and encodes 869 amino acids. Lineage: Eukaryota; Metazoa; Xenacoelomorpha; Acoela; Convolutidae. The record is from RefSeq and is a predicted model, not a curated record. Gene Ontology annotation, molecular function: protein binding. The transcript is spliced from 8 exons.